AACUAAGACGACGAUGAUGCGCCCCGCCGAGGGCAUAUUGCGGUCACACGACACAGAAAUCGAAGCCAAUCCUGACAAUGAGAUCUGCAAAUUCUCAGUCGGAUGGGUAUGCAGCACCUGGACCUCGGAGCGGAAAGCCGGGUCGAAGGAAGGGGAGACAGCUGCCCUGGGAGUGGAGCCUUGCUGCGUCGCCCCAAUUCUCGUAGUGGGACACCUGGAUUCGGGUGGCUGGAUGACCCGACCCUACUUCAGUAAACGCUUAUUACAUAGCAGUCUUCAAUCAAAUAUCAAUUCUUGAGGCUAUAAUGCGGACUCCGUCUUUUAGUGAUGAGUGGCCACUGUCGGUGCAGUAUGGUGCUCUUGGGAUGGUAUUGGGACAUGAACUUACUCACGGAUUUGACAAUAAUGCCUGUAGCAGUCGCUCUCUCAUUAGUCACUGAUGUCUCCUCUCUAGGAUCUGGAGAGAUUUUGUCUGACCAUUUUCCUUCAUGCUUCUCUCUUGCUGAAUGUCGUUCUUCCUAUAUAUUUCACUCCUCGUACUGUUAAUCACACACUUGAUUGGUCUAAGGCUAAUAAAUUUGAUACGGAGAGAUUCUGUGCUAUGGUUCUAAAAACAUUACUGCUUUACUGUUUUAUGUUUGUGACUGUGCUUCACCAUCCUGUUCAAGUCAUUCUGCCUAUCUGGAUUCCUAUGCUCAUGAUUUGGUUUAU
This is a messenger RNA of Geodia barretti, 711 nucleotides long. The record is from the annotation of a GenBank genome assembly. Lineage: Eukaryota; Metazoa; Porifera; Demospongiae; Tetractinellida; Geodiidae.